GGUCAUAUCAGAUUUGUUGUCACAUUCCCAGAGAGCCAAAGUCCCAAAGAUUCUCCAUUUCAUAUUUAAUCCUUUUUUUAAUGGGUCCUCUUCUUGGUUUUUGGCUUUGAGUUAAUUUGCCUCUUUCUCCAUUUUUCCUUUCUCUUCCUUGUACACUCAUUUUUUCAGUAAAAGUUCUUGAUGUUUUAUGUGGCACUGGUUUGAUAAGUCUUGUUUGGAUUGCUUACAAGAUAUAGUACUUGUAAGUGAUGUUUUGUUUCGGAAAAUGAAAAGCAAGUUGUGGGGAAAGUAUGUUCAGUAUCGACUUUUCAGCUUUCAUGGUGAAAAAAAGUGAAGAAAAUGGAAAUGGAAAGUGGGUUGCUUUUGAGAAAUGAAAAUGAAAGAGAGUUGCUGUGAAGAGUGGUGAAGUUUUUAAAAAUUUGAAGGAGCAAAUAUGCCAACAGUGUGGUUCUCUUUGAAGAAAUCUUUGCAUUGCAAAUCAGAGCCAUCAGAAGUUCAUGACCCCAAAUCCAGGAGACAUUUGAGUACAAUAUUGACAAGAAAGGCAGGGAGGUCAGGUUGUUCAAGGUCUAUAGCAAAUCUAAAAGAUGUUAUUCAUGGAAGCAAGAGAAAUUUUGAGAAGCCACCAAGUUGCAGCCCAAGAUCCAUAGGAAGCAGUGAGUUUCUUAACCCAAUAACCCAUGAAGUUAUACUGAGUAACUCAAGGUGUGAGCUGAAGAUUACUGGGUUUGGUGGGUUUCAAGAAGGGGUGGGAGGAGGUGGUGGCCUUGGCGGCAAUGGCGGUGGUGGGUCAACUUUUGUGGGUACUUUAAGGCCAGGGACACCAGGCCCUGGAGGCCACUCAACUAUGCAUUAUUUUAAUCCUUCUUUUGUGGCCACAUCAACUCCUCCAAGAAAGACUCCUUUUCUUUUGUCAGAUAAAGAAGGGCCUGGAUUUGGGGGCUCUAAUGUUCAUCAUGGUGCUGGUGCUAUUCAUUCAAGCAAUAGAGUCUCUCUUGAGAUUGAUUCCAAUGGAUGUUCUACAGUGACUUGCCAUAAAUGUGGAGAGCAGUUCACCAAAUGGGAAGCUGCUGAAGCACAUCAUCUUUCCAAGCAUGCUGUUACUGAACUUGUCGAAGGCGAUUCAUCGAGGAAAAUUGUUGAAAUCAUAUGCCGGACAAGCUGGUUAAAGUCUGAGAACCAUUGUGGUAGGAUAGAGAGGGUCUUGAAAGUUCACAAUAUGCAAAAAACUCUAGCUCGGUUUGAAGAGUAUAGAGAAAUGGUAAAGAUUAAAGCCAGCAAACUCCCCAAGAAACACGCUCGGUGCAUCGCAGAUGGGAAUGAGCUCUUGCGGUUUUAUGGUACAACUGUGGCAUGCUCUCUUGGCCUAAAUGGUUGCUCAAGUUUAUGCAUGUCAGAAAAAUGUUGCGUCUGUCGGAUUAUUAGACAUGGUUUCUCAGUCAAGAAGGAACUCAAAGGUGGAAUAGGUGUAUUUACAACAUCUACAAGUGGAAGAGCUUAUGAAUCUAUCGAAAUUAUCGACAGGGAUCCGUCUAUAAGAAAAGCUCUGAUGGUAUGCAGAGUUAUUGCUGGAAGAGUUCAUAGACCCCUGGAGAAUAUACAAGAAAUGGCUGGCCAAACUGGGUUUGAUUCAUUGGCCGGGAAAGUCGGCCUCUAUGCAAACAUUGAAGAGCUCUAUCUACUCAAUCCUAGAGCUCUGCUUCCUUGCUUUGUGGUAAUCUGCAAAACCUGAUAAAGAAAGAAAAACCAACUGCUUACAUUAUAGUUUAUCAAGUGAUGUGAAUGCUUUCUGCUCUUUUUGCUUCUUGGUAGAGUGGCUUUUUUUAACUUAUUUCUGGAAGGAUUUUGAUUUUCUUGUUAGCUUCUUAUCACCUGCCAACAUAUCUGAUUUGUGCACCCCAGUGUCAAAUUGUAUCUGCUUAUUCUUACACUAGCCCAAUUAAUACUACUUGUACUUUUACCUUUUCAGUUAAGAUUUGCGUUGCUGAUGCAAUCAGAUUUAUGUACA
Messenger RNA from Mangifera indica (mango), 2008 nucleotides. RefSeq lists its product as uncharacterized. Lineage: Eukaryota; Viridiplantae; Streptophyta; Magnoliopsida; Sapindales; Anacardiaceae. The coding region runs from base 434 to 1732 and encodes 432 amino acids. The transcript has 2 exons. The record is from RefSeq and is a predicted model, not a curated record.